AUGCACCUUCAAAAACGAAGUGGAAGCAAACACAUGGCACAAAUUGUCAACCUCUUAAAAAUGUCUCUCUUUCAGAAAGGAGAUGUAAUCAUCAGCAAAGAAAAGAAUUCAUCAGAAUCCCCAUCCUUUAUAAUUUCAAAAAUUCUUGAAAUCGAUUCAUGGGGUGAUGGCUUAAAUUAUUGUUACCACAUGUCCCUGAGAACGAGCAAUACAGAACCCCCCGAACGAUGGGAGACUCUCCUCGAGGCAAAUCCACAAUCCAUUUACAAAUCCUAUGAUGCACUCACGAAAAAGCUCAUGCACUCAGGCGACACCACCACCGAUGAAGAUGAACCAAUUAAGAAACAAAUGCAAAACAUUUUAGAGAAGGUUCGAAAUCAACCAUGGACUCAUGCACAAAGUGAAUAUCUCGACAAACAUUGCAACAUGCUUGUCAUGCAUUCUCCGUUGAGUUCUGUCAUGAGUUUUGAUUCGAAUGAUGAGGAUGACAACAACGAUGGUGGGAAGGAAAUCAUUCUGUAUGGUCAAGAGCCCAUUCAAGAAUCGGAGCUCAAAGGAUUUCUCACCUACUUGGAACUCACCGAUUAUUCUCGUUAUUUGCUCGUGCUCAAUAAGGCGCAGACCUUUGAUGAAGUCUUUGACAAGUAUUCUGCACUCUUUGAUCAAGCAUUGAAUUGCAGCACUCUUGAAGAAGGAAUUGCCCUCUACAAAGAAUGUUUGAAAAUUCAUCCCAAGUUGUUUGAGGCAUGGGAUAAUAUUGCCAUCAAUUAUCGGGAUUUGCAAAGGUUUGACGAGGCACUGGAAGCCUGUGAAGAAAGUCUUGCUAUUGAGCCCAAUAAUGUAGACACGAUCCGAUUAGCCAUUCAUUGUUGUAAGAAAUUGGGUUCAGGCUAUGAAAAGAUGAUUGAACAGUUUACUAAUCAAUUACAAAAAGCCAUGUCCGAGCAGGAAUGA
Messenger RNA from Naegleria fowleri, 954 nucleotides. RefSeq lists its product as uncharacterized. The coding region runs from base 1 to 954 and encodes 317 amino acids. The record is from RefSeq and is a predicted model, not a curated record. Gene Ontology annotation, molecular function: protein binding. The transcript has a single exon. NCBI's taxonomy places the organism in Eukaryota, Heterolobosea, Eutetramitea, Acrasida, Naegleriidae.